Carassius carassius (crucian carp) is the source of this 4649-nucleotide messenger RNA. RefSeq names its product A-kinase anchor protein 2-like. Gene Ontology annotation, biological process: regulation of cell shape. Gene Ontology annotation, cellular component: membrane. The transcript has 13 exons. NCBI's taxonomy places the organism in Eukaryota, Metazoa, Chordata, Actinopteri, Cypriniformes, Cyprinidae. The record is from RefSeq and is a predicted model, not a curated record. Bases 79 to 3873 code for a protein of 1264 amino acids.
GGAAGCUGCGAUCUGCAGCAUCCAGCAUCCAUCUGAAAUCUCAGGAAAAGGUGGAGUAGAGCUGUCAUUCCCAAGGUGAUGCUGGUAACAGCAGCAGAAAGGAGACGAGGAAAGCCGGAAAACGAGGAAGAGGCAGAAGAGGCAUCCAUGAUGGGCACACCUCUACGGAGGAAAGCCCCGGCAUAUGAGAUGGCUGAAGCUGAACUUCAUAAGGAAAGGCUCCAAGCCCUGGCGGAAAAGCGGAAAAGACAAGCCGAGAUAGAGGACAAAAGAAGACAACUCGAUGAACUUGUUCUACAACUUCAACAUUUCAAGUCUAAAGCCAUGAGGGAGAGAUGGCUUCUGCAGGGGACACCAGCAGUGCCACAAGAGGGAGAUGAAGGUCGGAGGAAACAGGUCGAGCAAGAUGAACUUCACGUCAAGACACUAGAAGAUUCCAUUCACAGAUUGGAAUCAGAAAUCUGUCUUUUGGAGAAUGAAGAAUCACAGAUUUCAGCUAAAGAGCAAGUUCUCAGAGAGCGACUGCGGGAAACAGAGAGAUCUAUUGAAGAUCUACAGAAGAGUCUUCAGAAGCAAGAUGGGGAUGCGGUGAAUUACAACUGUUCCCAGAACCUCCCAGAGCUGAUUUCCCAGUCUCCCGUCACAGCUUCAGGGGAUCAACAACAGCCAAGAAAAUCUGCAUUAUACGCCAUGGAGAUCAGUGUCGAGAAGGACCGAAAAACAGGUGCCACCAAAAUCCUCUCGGCCUCAGCAGUCAGCCCACAGGACGCUCACCAGAGGGGCGUCAAAGUCUAUGAUGACGGUCGCAAAGUGAUCUAUGAAGUGCGUUCUGGGGGAUCUACUACACUGGAGAACGGCACGCACCCCUGGAGUCCUGGCGAGGUGAACGAGUUCAUGCAGCAAGUCGGCAAGACCAAACCACAAAGUGACACCGCAGUGGUCACUGUCACACUGGCUGAGCCCCAGCCAAUGGGAGGACAGUUGAGCUCCAUGGAGGCCAAACAAGAUCAAAAACAAUCUCCUAGGAAAGGCUACGAAGUUGAGGUCACGGAGACUCCUCAAGCCUCAGCCGACAAACCAGUGACCAUGAUCUUCAUGGGCUACCACAGUGUAGAGGACGAGGAGGAAUCCAAGAAGCUGCUUGGCUUCGAUGGCACCAUCAAAGCCGAGAUCGUCCUCAUCGAUGAGGACGAUGAGAAAUCUCUUCGGGAGAAGACCGUCACUGAUAUCUCCACCAUCGACGGCAAUGCCGCAGACCUCGUGUCGGGCCGGCCUCUGUCAGAGACCACCGAACUGUCUUCAGAAGGCAAAGAUGAAAGCUCGACCAAGGAACUGCCACCCACAGGCAGUGAGAAGGCACGUUCGGUGCUGCUGACGCCAGAGAACGGACUGUAUCCUACAGCCACAGCACGACCUGCUCACACUCUGAAGCCCCCUGUACACUCAGAGGAUGACAGUGAGCUGAAAAGAGAGAGAAGCCUGAAGACUGUGAGUUUUUUCGAUUCUGUAAGUGUGAUAUCCAGUGGUGAGAUCAAUAUGGAGCUUGAAGAUCAGACCGAGACCCAGCAAAGUUAUGUGAGCAGUGGGCAGAACAUAGUGAGGCAUGGAGGAGAAGGGAUGGACAGUGAAGUUGCCAAGGAAAUCCUUUACCUUGAUCAGGUCCUUGAGGACAACUGUGAUCCCAGGGCAGAAAUUACUUCAAAUGGGACAAGUUCCCCUGAUAUUAAGUCAGUUAGAGUUCAUGGAACUGGACCAUCUGUGAAUACUUGUGACACAUCUCCCUUACACAACCAUGAUAUUGUUUUAGAAGGGAAGAAACAGACCACUUUUGUUGAUGAUGAUUUCAACACCAAACCAAACGGCCAUGCAAUGGACUGUACACCUGAAUCACCUAGGACAGCAAUCAAAAAAGAGGCACGUUUUGAGCUCCGACCAUUUCACGAAGAGAAGAAACCAUCGAAGCUAUUUGACACUACAGCUGAGAAAGUUCAGGUGAAGAAAGUCAGACCCUCGGAGGAGAUUGCAGAGCUAGAGAAGGAAAGGCUGGAACUCAUCCGGGGUCAAGCAGUCAAGAAAAAUCCUGGAAUUGCAGCAAAAUGGUGGAACCCACCUCAGGAUAAGACACUGGAAGAGGAGCUGGAGCCGGACCAACUGGAGUCACUUCGAAGAUAUGAGGAGAGGAAGCAGAUGAAAACAGAAGCCAACCGCAUACCACAGGCUGCACCCAGACAGACAACUUCCUAUAUCCAACCUGAAAUAGGAAAUAGGGAGGAUGUUGUCAUGGAAGAGAUUGACUUUUCUGCAGCACGCAAGCAAUUUCUGCAGAUGGAACAUAGCAAGCAGCCCACAGCUCCCAAGAGGAACGUGGCACCACAGCUUUACUCUGCCAAACCUUUCUUCAGGACUCCAGAGGUCACACAUGUAGAAAGGCCAUGCGGUUCUGUCACAGUUGCCAAUCAAGAAGGGGUCACAUCACACGAUGGAAGUGAGGUUACUACAGUCAAAGCUGAAAAGAUUUACUGCUGCUCUGGAGAAUCUGCCACACCACCAAAAGAUGGUUUGGCUCAGAACGAAUUGAAAUAUGAUGAAUUUACUUGCGCCCGGGCAGUAAUGACUAUUGUGAAGGAAGAGGACUCUGAUUUGUGUCAACACUCUUUAAACAGCUCCUACCAUACGGAAGAAAUCGACUCUGGGUUAGAUGACCUAUCGCUCCGGUCUCAGGACACAACUGUACUUGAGACGCUCUCCAAUGACUUCAGUAUGGACUACAUAAGUGACAGUGGUGCAUCAAAUGAGACCAUGAGUGCCUAUUUGGAAAACUCUCUUGGGGAAUACUCUUUUCCUUCAACACCAGUGUCCACUACACCAAUCAAUGGAAAGCAUGAAAGUGGAAUCAAAUCCCCAUGUGAACAGAGUGGGUCUUAUCAGGCAUAUGGCUUGACAGAAGAGGAGCUGGAAUACCAUGCUGGGAUUCUUGUCCAAAAUGCUAUCCAGCAUGCCAUUGCUCAGCAGAAUGACGAAUGGGAGCCUCUUCAGGCCACACAACAUUCGUCCCCCAUUCUCGAGAGACAUGUGGAAAGUGCUGAACCACAAUCCCAACCCCUGGUGGAAAGAUCUGCUGUCACGCCACCUCCCAAAGUGCCAUCCCCCCUAGAGGAGAAGAAAACAAUUGCUCCUCAGAUAACUGUAGUUCAAGCUGCCCCAGUUAUCCCAGUGAACACUUAUAAACCUCCCAGUCCUUCUCCACCACCAAGUGAGAAACCAGAAUUCAGCUAUUUCAGUAAGUACUCUGAAGCGGCAGAGCUCAGGAGCACCGCAGCUGUCACUCGUGCUCAGGAAACGGAGGUCACAAUAGGACCGUUCAAGCUGCGGUCACGCAAACAAAGAACCCUGUCCAUGAUCGAAGAGGAGAUUCGGGCGGCCCAAGAGCGCGAGGAAGAGUUGAAGAGACAACGACAGGCACAAACAUUGCACCUGCCCUGUACACAGAAGCUGAAGACCAGCACACAGCCAAACAAGCUGGUCCUUGCGGGGAAGACAGCACCAGGUAAGAUAGAGAAGGUUCGUCAAGUUCCUCCAGCAUCGCCGUGCUCUUCAGAUGGAGCUCUGCCUUCGCCGCUGUCUGAUCUGGGCAGUGAUGAUUCUGGAGGACAGCGACCCAAGAACUUCAUGCAGACUUUGAUGGAGGACUUCGAGACACACAAGGUCAAGCGCCGAGAGAUAUCUGAGGACAACAGUUAUGUCCGCUCAGUUACAACUGAGGUUCUGGAGGCAACACGUGUCACUCGCAGAAAAAGUAACAUGGCCCUCCGGUGGGAGGCGGGAAUCUACACCAACCAGGAAGAGGCUGAGGAAGAGGAAGAGGAAGAGUAAACCAAACUUUCUCUGUACAAGAAGGAGAAAGAGAGGGAAAACAUGCAGCAGGACAAACACAAGUAUUUAUUGGGAAUCCAAACCCCAGCCGCAAUUCACAACUCUCUCAAGAUUUGUUUCUGGACCCUAUGGGAAAAAACACUUCUCUUGACACUGAAGACUAGAGAUAUUAUACCGCUUCACAUUUUCACUACCAAGUUACUGCUUUUUCUUUUGUGCUGAUACGUUUUGAGAAAGUGGAAUAUGCCAAGAUGAGCAUUGGGAUUUUUGGCAUAAAUGUAAGAUAAGUGUGAAGAUAAUAUUGUAUUUGGAUUUCACAUACAGAGUUAUCAUUGUGUGGCUAAGGACAUUGUUAAAAGAAUGUUAAAUAUGGGAUAAUAUUCUAUUAUUAGAAGAAGGAGCUUGGAUAUAGAUGAUAGCAUGAUGAUGUCUGAUUUCUAGUUAGAUUCUUGACAUUUCGACUCUGAAAUGUUAAUCAGGAUUGGUGCCAUGUAUAUGAGUUCAGCUAUGAGCCCAUUUAGAAAGCAGAACUACACAAUGUCUCUUGCAGUGUCCGAAAGGGCAAAAUACUGUUAUUUGUUUUCCUGUUAAUCCCAUCGUCACAUGAUCAGCCUGUAGGGAUAACCACUCGUUUUCCCAGUUUUGCCAUACAGUUAGUUCAUAGAGAAGCUUUAAUGAGGAGGACAAAUGAAAGAAACAUUCACACCACUGAAAGAUGUUGUGAGGUUCGUAAAGGCAGACAGACUGAUAAUACAAUAAAUCCAAGCAGAAGAGGA